AUCAGACAUCAAUAUUGCUUGACUGAUCAUCUCUCUCUACCCUCCACUUAUAAUUAUUUAUCUCUCUUUAAAACUAAAACCCCCUUCAUAUCCAGGUAUCUUCUUCUCAACUGUGUCCUCCAUGAGCUCUCGAAACAAAAACAAAGCAGCUCUUUAUCACAAAUUCGAGAAGCUUCGCUCUGCUUCUAAUUCUUCUUCUGUAAAUCAAGCAUCGAUUGUGGUGGAUGCAUCCAGAUAUAUCCAAGAGUUAAAGGAGCGUGUGGAAACACUGAAUCAAGAUGUCGCGUCUCUACAAAAUUCCACAGUGAAAGUGGAAACCCUAGAAAAGGGAUUCCUAAUUAACGUGUUGUCUGAGAAAAACUGCCCCGGUUUGCUUGUUUCGAUUCUAGAAGCCUUUGAGGAGUUAGGUCUUGAAGUCCUCGAUGCUAGGGUUUCUUGUUCCCAUCAAUUUCGUCUCGAAGCCGUUAGUGAGAACGAAGGGCCGUCCGAUAGCAUAGAUGCUCAGGUGGUUAAACGGGCAGUGUUGCAAGCGAUUAGGAAUUCGAAUGAUGAACAUCAGGAUUAAUUAGAUAUAAAUUUAAUGUAAUUUUACUUUUUAUUAUUAAUUGUGUUUCAUUUGACUAUAUGAAGAAAAGAAAAAUUCCCAUGUUACUACUUA
Molecule: messenger RNA, 658 nt
Organism: Salvia splendens (bonfire salvia)
Lineage: Eukaryota; Viridiplantae; Streptophyta; Magnoliopsida; Lamiales; Lamiaceae
Product: transcription factor bHLH61-like
Exons: 4
Coding region: 122-565 (147 amino acids)
Biological process (GO): regulation of DNA-templated transcription
Cellular component (GO): nucleus
Molecular function (GO): protein dimerization activity; DNA-binding transcription factor activity; sequence-specific DNA binding
Source: RefSeq, a predicted model, not a curated record